Molecule: messenger RNA, 1587 nt
Organism: Cotesia congregata
Lineage: Eukaryota; Metazoa; Arthropoda; Insecta; Hymenoptera; Braconidae
Source: the annotation of a GenBank genome assembly
AUGUUAUACAAAUUAAUUAUACAUUUAAAUACAAAAAUGUCUAACCAAACACGCACUCUUGUUACUGAUUCAAAAUAUAAUUUUCUAAAACAAUUAGGAUUGACUAUCGAGAACCCGGGUCUUUUUGAUGGUCGGUGGGGAGGCUCUGGCAAGGUAAUUGAGUCAAUAUCGCCUGCGAGUGGUAAAGUAAUAGCCAAAGUGCAUGAAUCAACACCGCAGGAAGCCAUAAAUGCUGUAACUGAAGCACGUAAAGCCUGGCCAUACUGGUCGUCUCUGCCAGCACCAGCCCGAGGGGAAAUAGUACGGCAAAUAGGCGAUGAAUUGCGUCGUAAUUUGAAACCACUUGGGCAAUUAGUGUCCCUGGAAAUGGGUAAAAUACUAGCUGAAGGUGUCGGUGAAGUUCAAGAGUACAUUGACAUCUGCGAUUAUGCUGUUGGCUUAUCACGAAUGCUACCCGGUAAUUUGUUUCCAUCCGAACGUAAAAAUCAUGCAUUGCUAGAAAAAUGGAACCCUGUGGGUGUAAUUGGUGUCAUCUCGGCAUUUAACUUUCCAAUUGCAGUUUACGGAUGGAAUAGCGCAAUUGCAAUGGUUUGCGGUGACGCUAUUGUAUGGAAGGGUUCACCGACGACUCCGUUGGUAUCAAUAGCAACUACGAGAAUAAUAGCAAGUGUUCUUGAACGCAAUGGAAUUCCAGCUUCAAUAGCGUCCCUAGUGACUGGUGGUGCUGAUGUUGGCGAGGUUUUGGUCAACGAUAAACGAUUGCCACUGAUAUCUUUUACUGGAAGCACUGCAGUUGGCCGUGAAGUUGCUAUUAAGAUUCAAGAACGCUUUGGUAAAUCGUUACUGGAACUAGGUGGCAAUAAUGCGCUUAUCGUUGCUAAUGACGCUGAUCUGGAGAUGGCUGUAAGAGCUGCUGUGUUUUCAUGCGUUGGAACUGCUGGACAAAGAUGCACGACAACGAGACGCUUGAUUUUAGAUUCUAAAAUAAAAAAUGAAUUUGUUGGGAGAUUACGCACUGCAUUCAAAAGUAUUUUAGGAAGAAUUGGAGAUCCUUUAGAUGAGGCGACACUCUAUGGACCUUUACAUAAUCAACAUGCGGUUGACGCUUUUAAAACAACAGUGGCAAAAGCUGUAGCCAAUGGUGGAACGAUUGAAUUCGGUGGCAAACAAAUAAAUCGUCCAGGCUUUUACGUCGAGCCAACAAUUAUUUCAGGACUCGGAUCGGACGAUCAAGUUGUACAAAAAGAAACUUUUGCACCUAUUGUGUAUAUUUUAGAAACUAAUUCCAUUGAAGAUGCUAUCGCCCAGAAUAAUAGCGUUGAGCAAGGUCUCAGUAGCUCUUUGUUCACUAAAAAUUUGUCAAGCGUAUUUCAGUGGAUAGGCCCACACGGAUCUGACUGUGGAAUCGUAAACGUUAAUAUUGGAACCAGUGGAGCUGAAAUUGGCGGAGCUUUUGGUGGUGAAAAAGCCACUGGAGGUGGUCGCGAGAGUGGUAGCGAUGCAUGGAAAGCUUACAUGCGUCGUUCAACAGUAACCAUUAAUUAUGGCAACGAAUUACCACUUGCCCAAGGAAUAAAAUUUGAAUAA